AUGAAGCUGUUCCGUUUCUCCGACGAAAGUGUCCUCGGGUCUAUACCAGGAAAAGCCACCCAAGUGAUGAUGUACCACGACAGGUACACAGCUGGCGAGACCACGGGAGGCCUGAGCGUCCUCUUCGCUAUGCUCUGCAUCAUAGAUUUGUUCGGAGUGUUUCCGGUUGUAGCCUUGCCCAAGAGCAUCAUAUCAUGUGGAAUCUACGGAAUACCUCUCGUGUUAGCUGUGGUUGCUUUGCAGCUCUAUACUGCUGUACUGCUGGGAAGAAGUUGGAUCCUGGCACACGAUAUUGCCCCGAACAUCAGAGAGAAGAGUCGAUUUCCAUACGCUGCUGUCGCAGAACUUGCUUUCGGGAAGACAUCACGGAGUAUAGUCACAUUUCUCAUCGAUGCAACUGUGUUCAGUGCUGGAGUUCCUAAUUUUAUUUUCGCAUCACAGAGUAUGCAAUUGUUCUGGUGGAAGAUCACAGACGGUGACGUGGGCAUCACAUACUGUGUAUGGAUGGUCGUUAUUGGUUUGCUGCUUUGUCCUAUCAUGUGGCUCGGUUCGCCAAAGGAUAUGAAACCACUAGCACUGACUUCAGUGUUUAUCGUUACAACAGUGGCGGUAUCCACUUGGACGUGCAUUAUAAACGAUGACACAUCACCCCCAGCUUCUGGAGAUGUAUUAGCUUAUUCGCCGAGUACAAGGGACUUUUUGGUAGCAUAUGGGAUUAUGGUGUAUCAGUUCGAUAUCCAUCCAAUGUUGUUGACGUUACAAGUAGACAUGAAAGACAGUCGGCGAAUCCAUUCGGCUGUUCUAGGCGGCUUCAUGGUCACGGGGCUUAUGUUUACUGUCACGUCUUUCCUUGCUGCCAAGCGAUACGGCAACAAUAUACAGAGCAAUAUUCUACAAGGGUUGCCCCCAUCCAUAAUUUUAUACAUCGUCGCGUUACUGGUCACACUCCAACUUUGUUUAUCUAGUGCUGUUGGGAAUUCCGCACUGUUUCAACACUUAGAAGAUCUACUUAAAAUACCGAGAGAAUUCUGUAUCCAGCGUUGCAUCAUGCGCUCCGGGAUCAUUGCUCUAGCGGUGUUCCUUGGCGAAUCGGUUCCACGUUUCGACCUCGUCAUGGGCCUCAUCGGCUCCACACUAACCGGCCCUCUCAUGUUCAUCUUCCCGCCAUUAUUCUUCCUCAGAUUAUGCUAUAAGAAGUCCUCGUUACCCAACGACACUGUGCCAUACAAAAGUAAAAGACUCGGCGACGAUCCGUCAAAGAUGGCGCUGUUUAUACACUCGUUUGACACUAAGUAUAAGACGUUCACGACGACUUUGGAGAAAAUGGGCGAAGACGACAUGGACGAAUAUAAUAUUAAGUGGUACGAUAUUGUUCUGGCGGUGAUAGUUAUGUUGUUGGGUAUUUUGGCGACGGCGUUGGCCACUUAUUCGAGUUGGUCGGAUGCGAUAUCUUCUGCGUCAUUUUCGCCGCCAUGUUUGGUUAACGCGUCUGCUGCAGCGCGGAGUUUUAUUGAGAGGAAUACUCGUGUGACGUAA
Molecule: messenger RNA, 1536 nt
Organism: Leptosia nina
Lineage: Eukaryota; Metazoa; Arthropoda; Insecta; Lepidoptera; Pieridae
Source: the annotation of a GenBank genome assembly